Messenger RNA from Sporothrix schenckii 1099-18, 2766 nucleotides. RefSeq lists its product as uncharacterized. Gene Ontology annotation, cellular component: microtubule organizing center attachment site; nuclear inner membrane; chromosome, centromeric core domain. The record is from RefSeq and is a predicted model, not a curated record. The transcript has a single exon. The coding region runs from base 1 to 2766 and encodes 921 amino acids. NCBI's taxonomy places the organism in Eukaryota, Fungi, Ascomycota, Sordariomycetes, Ophiostomatales, Ophiostomataceae. Gene Ontology annotation, biological process: nuclear inner membrane organization.
AUGCAGAACGGCGAUAUCACCGACCCUCCUACGUCCACGACGGCCGUUGCGGAGACGACCUCCCGCUUCUUUGCGUCCGGCCCCGGGCCCUUCCACGACAGCUUUGGCAGCCCGGGCAGCGCCAGCAGCAACGGCGGCGGCUAUGGCUCGCCCAGUCAUGGCAAUGGAGACCAGACCGGCGUCUUUUGCAAGACCUGCCUCAAGAACCAGCAUCUGUUCAUCUCGUCGCUCGCCCAGUAUUUCCCAUCCGACCCCAACCACCCAGACACCCCCGAGCUCGAGCGCAAGUACUUUCGGUUCCGCCAGGGUCUCGAGCAGCGCUAUCCUCAAGUAUGCGCCGACUGCGAGCCGCGCGUGCUUGACCGCAUCCGCGACGCCGGCUACACGGCAAAGACGGACCACUUGCGGCGAAUGGUCGACUACAGCCGGCAGGUACGGUUGACGCGUGCGACGCCGCUCGACGCUGGCAACUGGCUGGGGCGGAGGCUGUGGUGGGCCGGCCUGCUGCUCCAGAUGUUGUGGCAGGCGGGCGUCCUAGGGGGCGUCUUGCUCCCUGUGGCAUCGCUCCCCAACACAGAUGAUCUCGGCUUCGACGGCGACGCCGUUGUUGGUGACUCGGCCGCUUCUCAGACUGCGAGUCGCCGUCCCGCCGUGGUCCUCGUCGAGCAUUUGCUGCGUCUACUCGUAUACAACACUGGCUUUUUGCGGUCAGCGUGCAUUGCAGCCACGCUGGCCAGCAGCUGGUGGAACCCGUUCUUUGUGCAGACCGUCCGCGGCUUCACGAAACCCUUGAUCGGCAUACCGACUUGGUAUGUCCACCAAGCUACGAUUGUCCUUGUGCGGCUCCUUCUCGCCAAGGUGACCGACUACCAGGAAUCGCUUGCACCGUUCAGCAGUGGGGCGGACGGUAAUGCAGAAGCCCCAGCACUGCCUCCCGCCGUCGCCGGCGUUCACGCCGUAGCAGCUUUUUUCAUCUUGUACCUCUACACCGUGGCGCCGCGCGCGAUCCGCAAAGACGUGCGGCCGCUCUUUGCGAAGCUGCCGGAGACGCCGUUGACGCCGCAGCGGGCGAGCGUCAGGGCCGCUGAAGAGCAACAACAACAUCAGCUACACGUCUCGGAAAACCGGCGACGCGGGCUCGACACGCUGUCGGAUGUGCUUGACGAGAUCUCGGCGACACCCCAGCGGCCGACGCCAAAGAUGCAGCAAUCUAGUCCGUUGGCACGUCGUGACGGCGGCACGAGCGGCUGGGAUGGCUGGCGACCGUCGCAAGAGUCCUAUGCUUUACCACACGGACACUCGCAGAAUGGAUUCGGCAGCCGCGGUGGAUGGCAAGCUGGGGUCCGUGGAGACCCCGGAUCAGCACCAUCGCAGCCUUGGCCGCGAGAGCAGCAGGCAUAUGGACAGGCAGCUGCUGACGUCGAUGAGAUGGACUGGACGCCCACCCAGCCGUCGUCGCCUGGACACACCCCGGCCCAGUCGCCGCACCGCGCUUUCAACACGUACGAACCUGGCGCCAGUCAGUUCAGCCAGGGUCUAUCGCAGUCCUCAACCGGCGCCUUUAGCCAGACACCUGUCGAGGCAGACCGUGGACCGUUUUGGUACAAGGUGCCGCCGGCGCCGACGAGCAUCGCCCAGCGCAUUUUCAACCGGCCCAAUGCACCGAGACUGGUACAGAAGGUGGCGCUGGGUGAUAGCGGCGAUGGAGCCGGUGCCGGUGCCGGUACCGGUGCCGACGCGCCCUUUGGCCAAAACAGCCAACAUGGUCACAGCGCCCAUGGUCGGCGGGGCGGGACGCUCGAUCUUGGUUUCCAAGGCACAAGGGGGGCUUCAUCGUCGGUCGAGUUUGCCCAGCCGUCCUUUUUCGCAGAAGACGUUGUGCCCAAGAAUGCGAACAAAGGCAUGGCUGGCCGGGGCGGCCGGGAAGGCGCAGACAAUGACGACCCGGGCAGCUACCUGUCCGACCUCUUUAGCCAGACCUUUACAUUGGGCGCUGGCGGUGCGACAGAGGAAGGGCCAGGUGACGCAGGCGACGCAGCGUUGUCGUCCGGCGGGGAUGGACGACAGAGAGCAUCUUUGCAUCGUCGACGCCCUGCGUCGUCCGCGACGUCGACACCCACCGACCACCACGCCUUCCUGGGCCGUGCUGCUUCGCUCAUGACGACACUGGCCUCGCUGGCCGCUGUCUACUGCUUGCAGGACAUUGCAGGUGGCGGCGCAACCUCCACUCCUUCUGGUUCUGGCUCUGUGUCGAGCACCGACGCCCUGGUCGUGCAGCACAUCCAGCCGUACGCGCGUCUGGUGGAGGCGGCCACAGUCGGCCUUUGCGCGGUGCUGGCGCUGUCGCGCACGACCGAGUCGGUCACACGCUGGCGCCGUGCAAGCCAUCGUGGCGGCGGCCGCGGUGGUGGUGGUGGUGGUGACGGUACUGGUGGCCCAGGCCAAGGCUCCUUCCUCGCUGCACUCGUUGGCCUUUUCCUGGGCCUGGCCAGUCUGGUGCUGGCUGCCUGGAUGGCCACGCAAAUGUGGACGAUGCUGCAGGCGGGGCAGACGCUGGUUGUGCAGACGACCUCUGGCGAGGACGCCGAGUACAACGACGAAACGUAUGAACAGACGCACGGCUGGCGCGACAACAGCGGUAGCGCUGAGCCGGAGACGCAGCGACAAGCCCUCGUGCCCACACUUUUGUGGCCGUGGUGGCAGCUGGCCUCGCUACACAGCACGGUGCUAGCCCACCAGGCGUGGAACAUGCUUGUGCCGUACUGA